Molecule: messenger RNA, 3369 nt
Organism: Anopheles nili
Lineage: Eukaryota; Metazoa; Arthropoda; Insecta; Diptera; Culicidae
Product: protein timeless homolog
Exons: 16
Coding region: 1-3369 (1122 amino acids)
Biological process (GO): DNA repair; replication fork arrest; DNA replication checkpoint signaling
Cellular component (GO): replication fork protection complex
Molecular function (GO): DNA binding
Source: RefSeq, a predicted model, not a curated record
AUGGGUGAAUUUUUCACCGAAAUCGAUGCUUUAUGCUCAAUGCUGGGCUGGCGAGAUGGUGACACCUAUACCAUAGACCCCUCGGCCGUGCAGGGCUUGAAGCAAAUAAUAUGGUUUCUUAAGCAAGACCAGCCCGCCCAUGGAUGCCGGCUGUACCUCGGUAAUAAACGAAUCGUUCAGACCGACCUAAUUCCAAUGGUAAUCAACUAUUUCGAUGUACCGGAAGUGGUUGAUGUGUUGUUGCGUUUGCUCGUCAACCUCACGUCCCCCACGCUGCUGCUGUAUAAUGGUAACUAUCCGCGUGAGCCGCUUGAGCAACGGAAGUUCAUGUUGCUGAACGAAAUAAGCGAAGCCUACAAGGAGGCGUUUUCCGUUCAAAGCUUUUGGUCCGUUUUGGUUUAUCAAUUGGAGAAGAAUCUGUACACGGACUGGACUUUGCGCAGCGAGCAGGACGGACUUACUAUUGAACGCAUUCUGGUGCUGACACGCAAUGUCCUGCAAGUGCCGACAAAUGUGGACCACGAAAAGCUGCUCGACAACGAUGCAAGCCUGCACGAUCGGAUGGUGUGGGUGCUACACAAAACCGGCAUCCUUGACCUUGUCCUGUACAUCUUGGGCUCGUCCGAAGAGAACCGAUUCGUGAUCCAUGCGCUGGAGAUUGUCUAUAUCGUGUUUCGCGAACAGUCAGCGCGCGAGCUGGCCAAUGCAACAUUAGCGCGAACUGCCAACGAAAAGAUGAACGACGAAGCGGAAUUGACAAAGCUGCUGAAAAAAGGACCAGGCUCUGGAAGCCGCCCGACCACAUCCAGCCGAAACACGUGGUUCCGUGGCACCUACACGUACAACAACGUUAAGUCUGUUUCAGACAACGACACCAUUUGCCACCAGGGCCUGAACAAUAUCGUGAAGGACAAGAUCGGUGCGGAAAAACGUCGUAUCAAACCGAACUUCCGUCUAGCCAAGGAGAUAGAAAAACUCAAGCGCAAGAGCGUCCUUCAGGUGCGGCUGUUCCUGCGAGAGUACAGUUUGGAGAUUUUGCGCAUAUACAACAAUCUAGUACGCCAGGUCCGGCGGUAUCUUGACCAAUACGGCAGCAAUGUUUCGGAAUUCCACGAUGAAUCGUACCUGCUGUGGGCAUUCCGAUUUUUCCUCGAGUUUAACCGAAACAAUGAUUUUAAACUUGACCUCGUAAGCGAAUCACUCUCCUUAGAUACAUUCCACUGGAUUAUCACGCGAAUGAACAUAUACAACGAGAACAUCAUGUUGGACAAAACGCGUAAAUCUGUCUGGUGCAGGCGUUUACACCUUACAGUACAGACAUUACAUGAGCUACUGAAAAAUCUACAAGCUUUGGAUGUUCACCGGGAUAGCAAGGCUGCGUUAUUAAAGAGUGUGCUACAGCAUAAUAUAUUCUAUGUGGUAGAAUAUCGAGAAGCAGCUACUCAUUUAUUAACCAGCUUUAAAGAAACGGUUCAUAAUCGAUCGUACCUUAAGGACGUCGUGCAGCUUGCGCAUAUAUUCUUUAGUAUGCUGCAAAAAUUCUGCAAAAGAACGAUUCGAGCGCAGGAUCGCGUUAAACCACAAGGCAAGAAGGCAAAGAAGAAGCAGUCCCAAAAACAAGAGAAAGCGGCGAAUAAGGCCAACGAACUGGAACAGUUGGAAGGCAAGUGGCUACAGGCCGCUGCUGUUGUUUCGUUCUUACUGGAAAAUAAUUUAGAACUCCGGACUGAAAAUUUGCCUACACCUUUUGAUAGUACAUCUUCCGUCCCGAUCGAAGAACAAAAGGGCUAUUCGGUAAAGGCAAUCUACGCGAUGCUGCACGGUGAAAAAUAUGAAGAGGCUAUCAAAAUGCUAUUUGCCGCUAGAUCAGUAUGGACUACAGAUAAAAGCUUUGGUUCAGAAAAUGAAACCUCCGACAAGCUUCUGAUGAUCUUUAAGGAUAUUUUCUUCGCUCAUCUGGCAACUGAUGACGAAAAGGAGGAUUCUGAAAGGGAGUCGGAAACAAACGUCUCGUCGGAGGAUGAAGCGACUGAAGAUUUACAUGCACGAGCCCAGCACGAAGAAAAGGACUUUAAAUUUGAAGAUUUUUCUAAAAAACUGGUGGAUAAAAGAGUGGUGCGUGCUUGCACAGUGGUAUUGGAAAAUUGGGCACAUCUUGAACCAUCACAUUUGAAAGCGGCUGUAACCCUUUUAUACCGCAUAGCGUUCGAGCAUAAAAUGCCAUCUAUGCUAUUCCAUAUGGCUUUGUUACGCGUGUUCCGUUCCGUGUUAUGUGGCCCAAGGAGUGACGACUCGAAAGAGCUGGCACGGUUAGCAGUCUACAUAAUUCGCCAGGUUCAGAUAAAGGCUGGAGUGAUCCCAGACGAAGAAGACGACAGGGUUCUGUUGGCCGAGAUGCUGGUUUACAAAACGAACCGCAUCGCAGCCGCCAUUGAUAUGGGUUAUGAUGAUUUGUUUGGCCUUUCCGCAAGGAAACCAGUCGCAUCUAGGAACGUGUGGACUGAAGAACAGGAAGAGGAAUUGCGAUGUUUGUUCAUCGAAAAUCAGAAUUGCCCCUCCAAUGAUGAAGAUGUGAUCAAUUGGCUGCUGUCGAAUAUUAUCGACCAAACGCGUUCCCGUCAAGCUGUCAUCAAGAAGCUGAAGGAGCUGGGACUAAUCUUCCGCGCACCGACGAAGCGAAGCAACGCCAACGUUGCGCAACAGGGGAACAAACGGAACACUGGCGAUGAUGAAUUGCUAGACGAAGAGUAUAACGAGCUUCAGUUGGAGGAAAACGCCUCGCAGGACAAAUUCUCCUUGGAAGCCAUCGCCAAGCGUAUGUUGCAGUUGCGGCUGAUCGCGAACGUGGCCGAGAUUUUGCCAACGAAGUCGCCCUAUGAUCCUUACGAAAGCGACACUGAAACCAGCUCGGACGACAGCAACGAUGAUGAUAAUCGCGCCCCCGCCGACGACAACAUUUUGCUGGAUGAUGACAAUUUUAAGGAGUAUCUCGUCAUGAGAGAAUUUUUAUCCAUGAGCGACGAACUGUUCUACUCGCUUCCUUGGAUCCUGGAAAACCUACUAAAAAUGCGGAAGAUGCACAACGAUCCGGAACCCCUUUCGGACUUGACAGGUGGUAUGGCGAUAGUCCCGAUUGAGUUUAACGAUAUAGAAUCGUUGAAGAACACACAAUUCCAGCGCAUACUAAACCUGUUCGGUAUGCUGCCACCGUCGCUGGAGCACGUCUAUUAUCGCGUUCCGUACAAACUCAACACGAGCGCACUGCAGAGCCGUAUCGAUGUUAUCAUAAAAUUUAUGAAAUCAAAAGAUGAGAGCAUCGAAGAGGAAGGACCUUUAGGAAUCUAUCACAAGAAGAAAACGAAGACGUAG